AAGUAUUUACUAUCACGCCCCCGUACCGUAACGUCUCCUCGGCGUCAGCAGCUCAACUCCAUGACGAUGGUGGUCAUGCUACGCCGCCUUGCUCUUUCCUGCUACCUCGCCGCCGCCCUUCUCCUCCUCGUGUUCCUCGACGCGCCGCUCACGGCCGCGCAGCCGCUGCCGUGGCAGCUGUGCAACGCCACCGCGGGGAACUACACGGAGGGCAGCGACUACCAGGCCAACAUACGCGUCCUCGCCAGCGCCUUCCCCAAGAACGCCUCCGCGUCCCCGGCCCUCUUCGCCAAGGGCUCUGUCGGCACGGCGCCGGACGUCGUCUACGCGCUUGCCCUCUGCCGCGGCGACACCAACGCCUCCUCCUGCGCGGCAUGCGUCACCACCGCCUUCCGGAACGCGCAGCAGCUCUGCGCCUUAAACAAGCGUGCCACCAUGUUCGACGACCCCUGCACCCUCCGCUACUCCGACCAGGACUUCCUGGCCAACGUCACCGACAACAGGGGGAGGUCGGGCGCAUUCAAUCCCAACAACGUCAGUGCGGCGUCCGCGGCGGCCUUCGACGCUGCCUCCGGCCGGCUCGUCAACGACACCGCCGACUACGCGGCGGCGGACUCAAGCCGGCGAUUCGGCACGGGGGAGGUGGGGUUCGACCAGACUUACCCCAAGAUUUACUCCCUGGCGCAGUGCACGCCGGACAUGUCGGCGGCUCAAUGCCGGAGCUGCCUCAGGGACAUCAUUGUCCAGUAUACUCCUCGAUAUUUCCUCGGAAAGCCGGGCGGGAGAAUAUUGGGCGUGCGGUGCAGCUUCCGGUUCGAGACGUACUCAUUCUUCGCUGGACGCCCACUGCUGCAACUCCCGGGCGCGCUGUCUCCUGCACCGGCGCCAGAGGCCACCACAGGAGAAGGAAGAAGAAGACAUAGGACAGGAUUGGUCUUGGCCAUUACACUGCCUACCGCUGCUGCACUAGUAUUUCUGAUUUCAGCGUGCGUUUGCUUUUGGAGGAGGAGCAAACUGGCAGCAGAAAGAAGAAAGCCGGCAGUACCAUUUGCAACAGAUUCAACUAAUCAGGAUGACAUCCAAAGCAUCGAUUGCCUCCUUCUUGACUUAUCGACCCUGCGGGCUGCUACAAAUAACUUCGCUGAAAGCAACAAGCUUGGCGAAGGAGGGUUCGGUGCGGUUUACAAGGGUGUCCUUUCUGAAGGUGGCCAGGAAAUAGCAGUGAAGAGGCUCUCGCAGAGCUCCAUGCAAGGAAUAGAAGAGCUGAAAACGGAGCUAGUUCUAGUCGCCAAGCUUCAGCACAAGAAUCUCGUCAGGCUCGUUGGUGUUUGCUUGGAGGAAACGGAGAAACUACUCGUGUAUGAAUACAUGCCGAACCGGAGCCUCGACACUGUUCUCUUCGAUGCCGAGAAUAGGGGAGACCUGGACUGGGGGAAGAGGCUGAAGAUCGUGAACGGGGUUGCUCGGGGCUUGCAGUACCUUCACGAAGACUCACAGCCAAGGAUCAUCCACCGGGACCUCAAAGCGAGCAACGUGCUGCUGGACUCGGAUUGGAACCCUAAAAUUUCAGACUUCGGUUUGGCGAAACUGUUCGGUUGGGACCAGUCGCAGGCCGUCACCAGCCACAUCGCUGGAACAUAUGGAUACAUGUCGCCGGAGUACGCGAUGCGCGGGCAGUAUUCGGUCAAGUCGGACGCCUACAGUUUCGGCGUUCUGGUCUUGGAGAUUAUCACGGGAAGGAAGAAUAGCAGCUUUGCCAACUCGGAGCAAUCCAUUGACCUCUCAAGCCUCGUAUGGGAGCACUGGACCAAGGGAACGGUCGAGGAGCUGCUGGAUCCGUCCUUGGGAGGCCGUUCUCCGGGAGACCAUUUGCUGAAGCUGAUUAAUAUUGGGCUGCUGUGUGUCCAAGACAACCCGGCGGACAGGCCGACCAUGUCGACAGUCAACGUCAUGCUCAGCAGCAACACAGUAUCUCUUCAGGCGCCGUCCAGGCCAACAUUCUGCAUCGACGAGAUGGAGGGUUUCUCGGGCAUGUACUCUACCGAGGGUAGCAAGCCCGAGGGGGUGUCAGUGAACGAGGUGUCACUCACGGAGCUCGAACCUAGAUGAUAUGAGGGCGUGAAAUUGAUUUCACUAUUAUUCCCUGUGCCUGGAUUCAUAGUUUAUCGCCUUUAAUUAACUGGCUAUAACUCUCCACGGUAAGAACGCAACUAUAAUAAUAAGUUGGAUUAUGUGCACCUUUGAGUGCAGAUAUCGAAUUCGGAUGUUUACCUUCUAUGUAUAAAAUGAUCAAUUUUGGGGGAGUGGUCUCUAUCUGGAGAUAUUUUAUUUAGAGAAUUAAAGUCCCACCUAAUAUCCAUGUGUUUCUUUGGUUAAUGGUACAUAACAAGAGUCUAAGUAGGGAUAAUCUGUCUAAACCCCAACAUGUGGAGGACCUGACAUGUGUCUAUUAUGGUGAAUCUGAAAGCAUCCACCACCUGUUUUUUGAGUGUGUGGUGGCCCGCCAAGUGUGGCCCGUGAUUUCUAAUUGUACUAAGAUGCCUGUUCCUGAAUCGUUUGAAUCUUUUAUUCCUUUUUGGAAGAAGAAAAAAAAUGCUAUGAUGCAAUUAACCUGGUCUCUGCUGCUACCUUAUGGAGCUUAUGGUUGCUUCGGAAUGAAUUUGUGUUUCAGGGGAGAAAAUGGCGAAGUAUCAAAUGUGUGCUGGACCUGGUGGGGAAGCAUAUCCAUCAAUGGAAAAUCCUGUGUGUGGACUCCCAAGUUGUGCUACUCCUCCAAUGCUUGAAGCUGCUCGACCAUCAUCGCGGGGAGUUGCUUAGGAUUGCGUGGCGUGUAGAUGGCCCUUGAGGGAUUAUAUAGCUCGUUGCUGCUUUGCUUUUCCCUGUAGGGGCCUGAGACUCAGUUCUGUUUUAUGUCAGACAUUUUAUUGUAAUAAUUCUGCUGCGGCUACUUUCUGGCCGGAGC
This is a messenger RNA of Triticum aestivum (bread wheat), 2962 nucleotides long. Its product is annotated as cysteine-rich receptor-like protein kinase 10. Gene Ontology annotation, biological process: protein phosphorylation. The transcript is spliced from 7 exons. NCBI's taxonomy places the organism in Eukaryota, Viridiplantae, Streptophyta, Magnoliopsida, Poales, Poaceae. The record is from RefSeq and is a predicted model, not a curated record. Gene Ontology annotation, molecular function: protein serine/threonine kinase activity; ATP binding. Gene Ontology annotation, cellular component: plasma membrane. Bases 61 to 2109 code for a protein of 682 amino acids.